Molecule: messenger RNA, 2172 nt
Organism: Penicilliopsis zonata CBS 506.65
Lineage: Eukaryota; Fungi; Ascomycota; Eurotiomycetes; Eurotiales; Aspergillaceae
Exons: 2
Coding region: 1-2172 (723 amino acids)
Source: RefSeq, a predicted model, not a curated record
AUGUCCCGGAAAGUUCCUCACGCCGCCUUCUGUGAGGACUUCGAUGAAGAUGCUCGCGUCAGUCUCCCUGAAACCCGUCAAGUCGCCCACCACCCUGCCAGACUCCCCAACAAGGCCGAGUUGAGACUGUCUGCCGCCCCUGGAGACGGUUCCAGUGACUCAGGAUACUCCAGCCGGACGGCGGCGACUGUCAACAGCACCCAAUCCGCCCCGUCGGGCCGGAAGAGCCCCCUCUCUCUUAAGCUGGACGCCGCCCUCAGACGCACCGCCGUCGGUGCGAACGUCAACGGUGCCAGCCGUAAAGAUCGUGGCCGCGAGAAAAUCCCCCGCUCGCUGCGCGAGGAAAAAAUGCAGGUCGGCCCCUACCCUGGCGCCGGCCAUUCGGGCCCUCCUGGUGCUGCUGCUGCCCAUCACCGCCAACGCUCGCCCUCCAAGGCAAGGAGACGUGAGCGUGAGAACGCACAGGUGCGGCACUUUCCUGGCCAGUGCUGGGAGUGCGACCAUGGCCUCUACCACUCGUCGACCGCCUCGGUCGACUCCCGCUCCGAUUACCCCCCCGCCGCCUACUACACCAACGCCCUCCAGGAGUAUGGUCACCCGCCGCCCCCGUCCCCCCAGUCGGCCCGGUACCCGCCCUCGGUCAUCCAGGAUGUCCAUGUCUCGCACAGCAGUCGCCCGCCCGCUCGCACCAACCGUUCCAACUCCUACCACACCAACAACCGGCCCGUCAGCUUCCAUGGCGCCAUGAUGCCCGGCGGCAUGCCCAUGCCCUACGGUCUUCCCCCCCCGCCGCCGCCGCCCAUGACCCACAGUCGUCAACACUACGACCAUGGUCCUCCUCUCCCCUUUGCCUCGUCCGCCUAUGCCAACGGACCCUCGUACCCGCCCACCUACCCGCAUCAGCAACAGCUGCAGCAGUUGCCGCCGCCGCCACCACCACCACCACCACCACAGGGCGGUUACUACUCCGCCCAGCAAGAGUACCUACCGCCCGCCCUGCCCGACUCCCGCAAUCGCGACCGAUCUGAAUCCCGCAGCCGCGACCCUCCCCCGCGCCGCCGCAUGUCCGUCUACGACCGCCCCGUCGUCGACUAUGACCCCCCGACCCCGACCGAGUACGACGAGGAGCCGCCGACGGACCGGCGGGCCUUGCGAGAGCCGCCACGCUCGGCACGCAUGCCGCCGCCAGCUCCCAUGUACGACCAACGGGACGAGGACUACUACAGCAUGCCACCGCCGCCCAUGAGGAACAACAAGGCCCAGAUCAUCCAUCAUCAGAAACGGCCCGAGAUGCCGCACAAGUCGCUCACCUCCGCCGGCCCCAUCGCCGCCGACCGUCGGCCCUCGCGUGCCUUUGACAUGUCGGACAUGGAAUCCGCCCUGUCGGAUCACUCCUACCGUCGUAUGUCGCGAGAAGCCAUGCUUCCCGAACGCAGUCACAGCGUGCGCGAGGGCCACCGGUCGACCAUGUACCAUCAGGAAUCCCGCCCGUCUCGGAUUGCCAUCGAGGGUGCCCGUCGGCGCCGUGUGUAUUACAACGACCCGUUCAGCAGCGGCGAGGGCGGUGGGAGCGAUAGUGUUACCGACGAGGUCGAGGAGAAGGAGCGGGAGGCAGAGGCCUACCAGAAAGUGCAUAGCGGUGGCAGUCGUAGUAGCGGUGGCGGCAGCGGGGGGAGCAGCAAAUCUGCCCCCGUCGCGUUGACCGCGGAUGCGCUGCGCACAGCCAAGUCGUCCUCGCGUGCCGACAGUGACAGUGCAAGCCAGAAGAGCCGCUCGAACAGCAGUCGGGGCAGUGACGCGCGGACCCGUGACGGCAGCAACGUCGGCUCGGCCAGCAAGCCCGAGGAGGACAACAACAUCGUCAUGAUGAUGAACGGGGUGACCAUGAGCUUCUCGCAGGAGUCGGCCGCCAACAAACGCAUCAGCGUGCGCACCGGCGAGUCCGGCCAGGUCGAGUUCAACAUCGGCGGCUCCCAGCCGCCGCCCAAGAAGUACCUGCCCCCCGCCCGCUCCGAAUACGCAGGCAGCUCCAGUGGCCGCCGCGACCACGACGAGCCCCGACGGCCCAUGGUCGAUGACCCCCGCCGGCUUCGCGAUGAUCGUCGCUCCGACCGGGUCAGCCGUCGCUCCAGCCGUUCUGUCUACAGCAGCAGCCGGGCCUACAUGGAUUGA